Molecule: messenger RNA, 672 nt
Organism: Arctia plantaginis
Lineage: Eukaryota; Metazoa; Arthropoda; Insecta; Lepidoptera; Erebidae
Source: the annotation of a GenBank genome assembly
AUGGAGGAAAGAAAACGGAUAGGAGAGACAAGGCUAAGGGAUAAAGGAAGAAAUUACAAUGGAGGAAAGAAAUGGAUAGGAGAGACAAGGCUAAGGGAUAAAGGAAGAAAUUACAAUGGAGGAAAGAAAUGGAUAGGAGAGACAAGGCUAAGGGAUAAAGGAAGAAAUUACAAUGGAGGAAAGAAAUGGAUAGGAGAGACAAGGCUAAGGGAUAAAGGAAGAAAUUACAAUGGAGGAAAGAAAUGGAUAGGAGAGACCAGGCUAAGGGAUAAAGGAAGAAAUUACAAUGGAGGAAAGAAAUGGAUAGGAGAGACAAGGCUAAGGGAUAAAGGAAGAAAUUACAAUGGAGGAAAGAAAUGGAUAGGAGAGACAAGGCUAAGGGAUAAGGAAGAAAUUACAAUGGAGGGAAAGAAAUGGAUAGGAGAGACAAGGCUAAGGGAUAAAGGAAGAAAUUACAAUGGAGGAAAGAAAUGGAUAGGAGAGACAAGGCUAAGGGAUAAAGGAAGAAAUUACAAUGGAGGAAAGAAAUGGAUAGGAGAGACAAGGCUAAGGGAUAAAGGAAGAAAUUACAAUGGAGGAAAGAAAUGGAUAGGAGAGACAAGGCUAAGGGAUAAAGGAAGAAAUUACAAUGGAGGAAAGAAAACGGAUAGGAGAGACAAGGCUAAGGGAUAA